Messenger RNA from Eptesicus fuscus (big brown bat), 711 nucleotides. RefSeq names its product claudin 14 (gene CLDN14). The record is from RefSeq and is a predicted model, not a curated record. The transcript has a single exon. Gene Ontology annotation, molecular function: structural molecule activity. Gene Ontology annotation, cellular component: plasma membrane; bicellular tight junction. Gene Ontology annotation, biological process: bicellular tight junction assembly; cell adhesion. Bases 1 to 711 code for a protein of 236 amino acids. NCBI's taxonomy places the organism in Eukaryota, Metazoa, Chordata, Mammalia, Chiroptera, Vespertilionidae.
AUGGCGAGCAUGGCCGUGCAGCUGCUGGGCUUCCUGCUCAGCUUCCUGGGCAUGGUGGGCACGCUCGUCACCACCAUCCUGCCGCACUGGCGCCGGACCGCGCACGUGGGCACCAACAUCCUGACGGCCGUGUCCUACCUGAAGGGGCUGUGGAUGGAGUGCGUGUGGCACAGCACGGGCAUCUACCAGUGCCAGGUCUACCGCUCGCUGCUGGCGCUGCCCCAGGACCUGCAGGCGGCCCGGGCGCUCAUGGUCAUCUCCUGCCUGCUGGCGGGCGCGGCCUGCGCCUGCGCCGUGGUGGGCCUCAAGUGCACGCGCUGCGCCAAGGGCACGCCGGCCAAGGCCACGUGCGCCGUGCUGGGCGGCGCGCUCUUCCUCCUGGCCGGCCUGCUCUGCAUGGUGGCCGUGGCCUGGACCACGCACGACGUGGUGCAGAACUUCUACAACCCGCUGCUGCCCAGCAGCAUGAAGUUCGAGAUCGGGCAGGCCCUGUACCUCGGCUUCAUCUCCUCGUCCCUGGCGCUCAUCGGCGGCACCCUGCUCUGCCUGUCCUGCCUGGACGAGGCCCCCUCCAGGCCCUACCCGGCCCAGCCCCGGGCCGCCACCGCCACCGCGCCCUCCUACCGGCCGCCCGCCGCCUACAAGGACAACCGGGCGCCCUCGGUCACCUCGGCCUCGCACAGCGGGUACCGGCUCAAUGACUACGUGUGA